ACUAAACAUUAUUGCAUUGGUACUAAACAUGAUUGCAUUGGUACUAAAAAUCGGUCUCCAGCUGAUCUCACCCAUACAACCGCAAGGGUAAGUGAAUCAUCGCACAUCAAAACAAAUCCAUUUUCCGACGGAGCCUGCCACAACACCACACAACUUUCACCAUAUGGAGCUGGAACAGCAAUUUCUGCAGCUUUCGACCAAGUUCCUCUUCCUGAACUGUGGCACCCAGAUUGCGGACUAUCGGAACGAAAUCAACACACUGCUGAAUGAGCUGAAUGGGUUAAAUUACCGCGCUGCAAGGAUCAGUGACGUGCGGUCUCCGGUUCGGCUGAUCGAAUCGUUCCUCAACAUUCCGGUGCACGAGGAUACGCUCGUAGUGAAAGCAUGCUUUCUCGUCAAAUCGCUUGUGGGCCGGCAGAAGAUUGUGCUCCCGGAAGCGGUCACGCUGAGCUUGAUUGUGUGGCUCCGAAAGUGUCUUGAGCGACGGUUCUAUCAGGUAGCGUGUGAUGUGCUGGGCACGCUGCAGCUGCUGUUCCGCCGGUGCAGUGAUAUUACGCAGCUACUCGAUUUUUUCAUAUCAAACAACGGAAUUCUAGUGAAUGUGCUGGCGGAUCCGGAUUACCGCCGGGUGGAACCGAGAACCGUCUCCUCGACGCUUCUCGACCAAUGCAGUCCCAGUGAGCUGUACCUGGCUGCCGUACUGUGCCUAGAAUCGAUCCUGAUCUGCUGCGAACCGCUGGGUGUUGAAGUUCUCGAACCCUACCUAAUCACAGUAGGCAAUGCGGUGCUGGAUUUGCUAUACAAAGCCCGCCCCGAGUCGUUUACCGAGCUCGCUUACUACAGCAUCGCAACAUCCGCUGUGAAUUGUCUAAGAAUUAUUGUUUCGCUGGAGGAACCGAACGAGUGGACAAGUGCCCAGCUGGGUCGACUGAUUGGUGCGGCCAAAGCGUUCAUAAUGUACGGCAUUCCGGAGGUAUCCAGCCUGGUACCUCAGCGUGUGCCUGUCUCACAACAGGGUAUACCAGAACCGCAGCACAUACCCAUCAGCAAGGGUGGAAAGACGGCCAAGACUCGCAAAACACGAACCCAUCCGAAGAACAAAAGAGGAGGAGCGGCAACAAGAAAUAGUGGCGCUGGCGGAAGCAGGGAGAAAAAACCGAUGGCCGAAGGAGACAUCAGCCGGCAACCAUACUCAGAGGCAAGCAUCGUGCUGGAGUGGUCAUCCAAGUGCCAGCCACCGAUGGCCGGUUGCUAUCAAACGAGCGAUUCGGAUUAUUCCGAAAACGAAGCCACCUCUUCCCGGGCACAGGUAGAACGGCAUCGGUCUGCAAAGCUAAGACAGGCGGCGUUGGUACUGAUAGGAACGCUAGCGCAGCACGUCGAAAAGCGCAUCAUGUUUGGCUACUGGCACGCUCUCUUUCCCGACGAAACACGCACACCGGCCACGGUAUCGCUGCUGAACUGUGUGCUACGCGAUCCGUCCCCAAAGUGUCGUAUAGCGGCCAUACAAGCCACAUCGUUCCUGCUCUACAAAUCGAAACCGUUCCUGAUACAGGCGGAAAGUAGCAAGAAACCGCUCGUUUCGUUCACCCCGUUCUCGGUCACACUCGGCAACAUGGUCAUCGAAAUGUAUGCCAUGCUCACGCAAGCGCUGACCCUCGAGAGUGAUCUUAGCGUGUUGACGCAACUGCUUAAGGGGCUUACAGUAUUCAUCCAGGCGACUCCAUUCCAUCGGCUGCGGCCAGGCAUCGCGACACGGUUCGUAAGGAUCGUGCGUCCUUUAGUACGACACCGGGACGCUACUAUAAAGGUGGCCGCUUUGAUGGUGAUGGGCUUUCUGAUCUCCGUACCGGACCUGACGGAAGAAAUCGCAGGUUUGGUAGGCAUAAAACGGUUGGCCCAGACACCGACCGGCAAUGUGGCACGCAGCAAACCAGUGUCAAAGGCCUUUGAUCUGGAGCUAAACCAGGAGGAAAAUGAGGAAGAGGAAGCGAUGGAAUCCGAUCCGGAAAUGGAUGGUGGCUGUGCCGUGAAUGCAAAACUCGAACCGGCUAAUGAGAGCGACAGUACAGAGGAAAACAGUAUGUCCUGGUUGCUUCAAGUAACGUUGGAAAAUUUGGGUGUAAACGGUGUCGCUAGCUCCGUUAUGCCUGUCCGGAUGGAAUGUUUGCAGGUGUUGUGUGCAAUGGCCAGUCACUACUCGCUGCUAGCCGAUCAUCUGUCCGUGGUAGCGCAGGCGUUGGUGAAUGCGUUCAGCGAUCCACUGCCGGAGAUAAAGCUGUAUGCCGGGCGUCUUUUGGAUCUGCUCGGGCAUGCCAUACACACGGAACUGCUUUUACAGGAUAAAAUCGAUCCAGAGCAGCUUAAUGUGGCCCUCCAGUUUUGGACCAGCAUCAUCCCGACCGUAACGGAGCAGAUACAAGACGUGCAGCUGGUUGCUACGUUACGCUCCGUGUGCUGCGAUGCUCUUGGAAAUGUUGGUGUGCACGUGUACGAGAAGUUCCCGAGAGGUCGGCAGCUGGCACUAAUAUCCUUGCUAACCGGCUGUACGUUUGAUGAUGAUAGCGCUGUGUCUUCGGCGGCCGCUCGAGCCCUCUCCGUGUACAUUCUGUUUCCAUCGUUACGGGACGAUGUGUGCUACGUGGAAAACACGAUCGAAUCGAUACUGAGGAUCAUGCGUGAUCCGAAUCUUACGGCACGCAUUAAAACUAGCUGGUCACUGGGAAAUGCGACCGAUGCGCUCAUCCUGAAUCAGCAACAUCAUCUGCAGCUUACUCAUCACGAAUCAUCACACGAUCAGCAGGGAUAUUUAAAGAUCAGCGAUGAACUGUUGCGACGCACUCUGGAGGUAGCGCUUGAUUCGGCUAAGGACAACGACAAGGUGCGCAGCAAUGCUGUACGCACGAUAGGCAAUGUGCUGCACCUGUUACGGCCAGCCCAGCUGGAACAGCCCACCUGGAGCCCUCUAUGCCAGGACGCCAUUGAGCGAUUAAUACAGAACGUAACCGUCUCGAGCACCGUCAACGUAAAGGUGAAAUGGAACGCUUGUUACGCGCUUGGGAAUAUGAUGAAAAACGAAACCUUUUUCCUGCCUAGCACCUCUUGCGGUGCCGCCGGUACCUGGGAACGGCGCGUGUUCCCAGCACUGUGCGAGACGGUCGUCGCUUCACCCAACUUUAAGGUUCGCAUCAAUGCCGCCCAAGCGUUGACGGUUAUUGGCAAACGGGAGCAGUACGGUGCCUUUUUCCAACCGACUUGGCUCGCUCUUUUACAAGCACUCGAGCAGUCGGACAACUUGGUGGACUACAACGAAUACAAACGAAGAGAUUCGCUGCAGGAGCAGCUGUGCCUUGCGCUGGCCCAUUUGUUACGCUUAGUGACGAAGGAGGAUGUAGUGCCGAUGGCAGGCGUGCUCCUGCCACUGUACGAUGCAGUGCGAGGGAACUGGGUGCGUGUGAUAAGUCGCAUACUGCCGGAAAAGAGUGCAGCGCUGCUCGAGUCUUACCGUGCGCUGUUGGAAAAGCGAAAGUCCAGCAAAGGAGAUGGUGAGUCGAUACCUGCCUCAUCCUGGGACCUGUUACUCAAAUGCUUCACCGAUUCGGACGUUUGCUGAACAGCGUUCAUCUGGCGAAUAAACCGGUAUCCCCGUCGAUGAAUGCAAAGGACGACUCGAUGUGUGAAAAAGAA
Anopheles stephensi (Asian malaria mosquito) is the source of this 3687-nucleotide messenger RNA. RefSeq names its product HEAT repeat-containing protein 6. The record is from RefSeq and is a predicted model, not a curated record. The coding region runs from base 164 to 3613 and encodes 1149 amino acids. The transcript is spliced from 6 exons. NCBI's taxonomy places the organism in Eukaryota, Metazoa, Arthropoda, Insecta, Diptera, Culicidae.